This is a messenger RNA of Malassezia globosa CBS 7966, 2187 nucleotides long. RefSeq lists its product as uncharacterized. The coding region runs from base 1 to 2187 and encodes 728 amino acids. NCBI's taxonomy places the organism in Eukaryota, Fungi, Basidiomycota, Malasseziomycetes, Malasseziales, Malasseziaceae. The record is from RefSeq and is a predicted model, not a curated record. The transcript has a single exon.
AUGCAUGACAGCCUAGACGGCUCAGCGAGCCCGAAGCGGCACAGUAAGGACCUGUUCACCACUGGCUCACCAGCGCUGGCGUGGAUCAGUGCACAUGGCCGUACAGGCUCUGUGUCAACGACGACGAGCCCGGCGUCUGUGCCGUCGGCCUCGUCGCCGAGCGGUGCGAAUGCCCGAACACCAGCCAUUGCUCAAGUGUCUCGGGGAUCGUCCAAAUCUCGAAGUCAUGAUCACGCUAUACCUGAGACGCAUCAUCUUGUUUCUUCAAUGGCUUCCGAUGCGAAUGCGCAUUCAUCCACGAUGACUGCGCCUACCAUAUCGUCUCUGGGCCUUGGCUUGUAUAUACCUCCAGAGCAGCCGCCAACUUCUGCAUCCUCCCACGCAGGCAAAGAUGUCCUAUCCUUUGACGGCGUAGCCCAUGAAUCAGGAAACGAUACAGCCCUGCCUUUAGACAACAUGUCUGGUGGUGGGAUGGAUGAGCCGAAUGUCAGUGCAGUGCUGAAUGACGUCAUGCACUGGCACGUUUCUCCCGUGCCACCAGCCACUUCAACGUCGUCUUCAUCUAUUUCGCAGAGUCGCCAUACUCUUUCACAACGACCGCCUGCCCCAUCUACAGUCACAUCGCGUGUGAAUGUGAUGACGAAGCCAGUCACUACGUCGUCUUCUUCGCAGUUGCUUCCAAGUGAGUCUCAGGCACGUGUGCGUAUCAUAUCAACUGCAUCACAAAAAGCCCCGCGACUGGUGGACCCGGUGCCUGAUGAUGAUGACGAUGCUAUGCCACUGCCCCCUAUGAAAGCGCCUCCUGUAAUCACGCCUGCAUUCACAUCUUUGCCGACGCGGCGGCCGCCGGCGUCGCGUCGCACUGAACCGUUGCAUCUUCCGCACGCGUCCAAGCCGACAACACGUGCCGCAGUCACGGCUGACACACCAGACGUCUCAGCAGCGGCUCAGGCAGUCAAUGCGACACCCACAGCUGCGACAGCUGAUACCGUACCGGAGAAGACAGACAUCACAGACGCCGCUGCGGUCGAAUCCUCCGGUGCUCACACCGCUCCGGGACCAACGAAUGCGUCUGGCGUACCGCCUGCGUCUCGGUCCGCGGUGCCGGCAUCUAAGCCAACGACACAUAUUGCGCCUUCCGUACGAAAGUCAAUGGAGUUUGAGUCCAGACGCCCGCCGUCUCGCUCCAACACGCCUGGGUCUGCAUUAGGUCUGUAUUUGGAUGAUGAGCCGGCGUUAGAACAAGUCAGUGAGACUGAGCAUGACCCUGUCCCUGAUCCACCCGCAAAGCCAGUCAAGGAAUUGAGCGGCGCUCAGCGAGGCCAGCUUCUUGAUACGACGACGCCGCUCGACUUGAUGCACCAUGAAAGUGAUACCGAGAAUCGUGACUUGUUUGCUGACAAUAAACGCACUGAGACAGCUCGUCAUCACGAUCCACAUCCACACUCUGUUGGUACGAGUGAGCUGUCUAUGAAUGCGAAGGCGCGAGUGAAUGCACACGGGAAUAAGAGGGCUAGCGAGGGCGCGGCCAGUGCCAUGGGGUUCACCCUUCCCACUGCGCAUGAUCAUGAGCCCAUGCCCAUGCCGAACACGCGCGGUUCGUUGGAGCCAGGCUCAAUGCACAAGGCUGUGGUCCACUCUGUGUCAACGCCCAGGGCAACGUUGAUAUCGGACAUGGCGCGCACACCGCCGCAGGCUGAGAGAGAGUCUAACCAACCGGCCGGGCCUCAUACGCACGCGCCAUCACAUGUGGAAUUACAGCCGUCAUCACAACGUGCGGAACAGCCAACGCCACGCGCAAGUGCAGCGUCACCUGCCACAGAAGCACACCGGUCACUGUACCAAGAUUCGGUUGUCCAUGCGCCGGCGGCGCAAGACCCGGUGCGAGUGUCGACGCAUGAUCGUGUGGAGACAUUGCAUCGUCCGGACGCUGUGCUGUAUUCGUCUGAUGCCCACUACCAGCAGGACGGAGCUGAAGCCAACGCUACUGACGGCGAACGUGCGCGCGACGUGACACAGUCGACCGAGAAGGCCGCAGCGCCAGCACUGACGACCUCGCCCGAUGGCACAGCAGCCGCGCAUUCGCCUAGGCCAGUGGCUGGGCCAGCACUGCCGUCCAAGACACAGCCACGUCAUGACAGGGGCGCCAUACGUGACUCGACCCUCCCUUGGGACGCGCGAGUCUAG